This is a messenger RNA of Pygocentrus nattereri (red-bellied piranha), 1396 nucleotides long. It is a transcript of the gene ptrh1, whose product is annotated as peptidyl-tRNA hydrolase 1 homolog. The transcript has 5 exons. NCBI's taxonomy places the organism in Eukaryota, Metazoa, Chordata, Actinopteri, Characiformes, Serrasalmidae. Gene Ontology annotation, molecular function: peptidyl-tRNA hydrolase activity. The coding region runs from base 396 to 1193 and encodes 265 amino acids. The record is from RefSeq and is a predicted model, not a curated record.
UAUGUUUUUUUUACGAUUUAAGGGCGGUCUCUGAACAAGAACAGCUAACAAAGAAAAGCAGGAGUUUUAUCUUCAUUAAGAAUUAAGAAUAAACAUUUUAGAGUUGUGGGAAGUUGAUUUAAAAAGUCUGAAAGAAAAAAGAAAAAGAAAAACAGAGUGCAGAGAUCUGGCAACCAGCGUGUAGUAACCCAUCUGUCUGUCCUCGUGGGAGAGACAUAGCGUUAGUGUUCAGUCUUAUAGGAGACAUUUGCGAAGACUGUUGUGAACUUCUGCUAAUGUGAAUGAAGAAGCUGUGGACACCUGAGUCAGGAGGAGGUUCUUCAGCAGGCUGCGCCUCCCUGUGGGCAGAGAUCAUGAUGAUAAUGCUGUAACUGUAACUCAGUUUAUCUUCGCUGAUGAGAAACGCCUCGCUGAUGGUCAAAGUUUGGGCGGUUGUGUCACAGUGCUGUAGGUUAUCAAUGGCUCUUCUGAGGCGGAUGAUAAAUAAUCUGAUGAACCGGGUGCUUAUGGGCACAGUACCCUGUGAGAAGAUGGCCAGUGAUCUAGUCAGCAGUUGUAGGAGAAAAUUGGUUGUAGGGCUUGGUAAUCCUGGGAUGAGCGGGUCACGACACAGCGUUGGUAUGGCUGUGCUUGCAGCACUGGCACUACGCCUUGGAGUGGCAGACCAGUGGAGGUCAGACAGACAGGUGUCAGGAGAGGUCAUAGUUUCAGAUUACCAGGACACCCAGCUCGUGCUUCUCCGUCCAAAGUUGCUCAUGAACAUCAAUGGAGUGAGUGUGGCAAAGGCAGCCAGCAAAUUUUCUAUUCAUCCUGAGCACAUUAUCCUGGUUCACGAUGAACUUGACAAACCACUUGGGAAGCUUGGUAUCAAACACGGUGGGAGUGCAAGGGGUCACAAUGGUGUGCGAUCCUGUGUUGAUUGUCUACAUACUGAUAUUAUGCCCCGUUUACGAAUUGGAAUUGGCCGACCUUCAGGGAAAACAUCAGUGGAGAGGCAUGUUUUAGGACGAUUUUCUAAGGAGGAACAGAACAUUCUGAGCUCUGUCCUGGAGCAGAGUGUGGACCUUUUACUGACACAACUCACAGAGACACAACUCCAUAAAUCUCCACCAGGGGGCAGAAGAGCAGCAGGCGGGAGUAAAGAGAAACCACCUCCAGCUCGAGAGCCUGCUGAAGGACAGACCCAGAACUGACCUGCCAGUUCAUUAACAAUGAUAAAUCUUAAAUCUAUGGAAUGCAGAUUAUCUUAUUGAAAAAUGUAUGGUUUUAUUUGCAGUGUGAAAAUAGGGCACUUUGUAACAAGCAUACUUUAGCAGAGAAAUUUUAUUUAUGCUAAUCAACAACUUGUUAGUAGACCUCUCAUAAUUAUAAUAAAUUUCUUAUGAAUUUUGUAUUA